This is a messenger RNA of Amoebophrya sp. A25, 3889 nucleotides long. Lineage: Eukaryota; Dinophyceae; Syndiniales; Amoebophryaceae. The record is from the annotation of a GenBank genome assembly.
GUGAUGCCUACUUUAUUGUUGAAUCGAUCGCUUAGUUGUAGAAGUACCCAGAGCCAUCAGGCCUUGGACCCAAUGGAAAUCUUUCAGCCAGGAGUCGCUUGUCGCGUGGAUGGUCGUGGUACUGACCACGAGACAGCACCACUGGUAAAAUACCAGGAGGAGAAGCUAGAAGAACCAGGGAGAGGCCGACUUGUUGAAUCGAUUCAACACGGGAAUCAAGGGAAAACCAUGACGACUUGCUUGCGGGAUAGUCCAGGACUGCGGAAACCCGAAGUGUUUGUUGAAGAUAGUGUCGUGGGAGGCGUCGCGCAAGAACCUUUUUCAACAUCAUUUUUCCAGGCCAAUGCCGACCACCAUAGAGCAAAAGAGGACCUCAACCAGCGACAGGACCUCAACCAGCGACAAAAGGUCGAUGCUGUUUAUGACCACGAAAAUACAGACGCGCUCAGACAAGAAGAUGACGAAUAUUAUGAAGACCCAAGAAAGAGGAUCAGCCAAGCAUCUUCACCAGACAAGACUACAAAAAUGAAGGACCAGGAGGAUAAGCGUACAUUGACGACGUCCAUAUUUUGGCUGCCGCCGAGCAGGUGUGGGAAUCUGCAAUGUAAAGCAUGGCAGACGCCGCCGCCUACUUCCCGACGAUGGCCCAAUCGCCGCGUAGCAUCGCCGCUAACGCGAGACUUUUUUGAAAACUGGUCUGGAAAGACCAGAUCAAAAACUCUUAGGGAUAAAAGGUACUGUAACUUCAGGUUUUAAAGAUACACCAAAGAUACUUUACCAAAUGUGUUCAUCGGAGAUGACGGUACUAGGCACUAAGACGAAGUCAAAUAUCCUUACUACGAAUCUUCGUCCUGCGGUCAUUCCUAGCUAUUCACUCAUCUUCAAAAACGUUAGACAAGAAUUUCCGACUGUCGUUACAGGUCUUGCUCAUUCGAUCUGGCCGAAUCAGGGACUUGUCGUGCUAGGGAAGCGGGCGUUGCAGGUGGUGGUGGACGUGGGAAAAAGACGAAUUUUUUCCCUUCUGCGCCAAUCCGUGGGGCUUCGUCCUCUUGUGUUAUUGUAACGAAACAACUGAGACGAGGGUGCUCUCCAGAGCUUUUCCUGUCGAAACCGCUUACGCCCGCGAGCAGCAGCUCCAGUAGUUGCAGUAGCACCAGCGGGGUUGACGGCAAUCGUGAGGAAAGCAACGCCAGACGACAAAUUGGAGCACACGAUAACCCUGUCGGAAAAAUGAACAAAGCAAAGACCACCCUCCUCGAGGAUGAUGACGAUAGUGAAGACGGGCGACAGAAUGGGCGACUCUUACCUAGUGACGAAGGACUUCGAGGGACUGGUACAGAUCACAAAGGAUCUCGAGGACGCGACGCCAAAGCUGUGUCUCCACCGCGAGGGGCUUUUUCUUCCAUGACCGAAAGAGCGAUGUCGUCUUGUACGGGACCUUUGGAGAAGUCCCUUCUCGUGUCUUCCUCGACUGCGCCGCAGUGGAUGAAAACAAGUAGUGCGACAUCUCUGCAGGAUGAAGGAGGUUUUCAUCAACGACACCAGAAGAAAGAUUCCACGGACUAUAAUACGAGCUGUUCCACUAUCCCCCAUGCAGCCGACAUUAGAAAUUAUUCUUCGCACGCUAUUUCAUCUGGAAAACGAGACGCAAAAACAAAUACAACUUCCUCCGAUGGUCCCAUGGGACAAAAUGAGGGUGAAGCAGAGGAAGGAAAGCAUUUACUUCUGACGUUUGGUGAGAUGGACGAUGUGGAAGAGAGCGCUGAGGUUGACGUAGAAGAUGUUCGUCACCUACUGGCGUCACAAAUAUCGACGCCGGGACCAUCCUCGCGCAGCAGGGCAAACCAAAUAGCAGCAUCUUUUUCUGGCAGAACGUCAUCGGUAUCUGGCUCUUCUUCAUUUCCUACAAUAUUUCUUGCUGGAGCUGGACCACCUAGUCUUGGACCUCCACCGCCUCCUACAGUUGUGGUCGCGCCACCCGCGCGCACAAGUGUAAUGUCAAGUUCGCAUGGAGUAGGCAGCGAGCAGGGUUUUAGUGACGACCUCAGCGAUGACUCAACGGCAGCGUCGCUCGACGGCAGCACGCGGCUGCCCUCGCCAGUCCCUGAACCUGAAGAUUGCCUUGAGGAGGAUCCGGACCCGAUCCUUGUAAUGGAAUGUCCCUCCCUACCCCCUUCAGCUUCACAACUUGUUGACAAUACUUUACUACAGUGUGGGGGAGGCGGAUCAGCAAGCAGCUCUUCGGAAAUCUUCUUCGGAGUUGGAGCAGCGGAUGAGCAUUCGUCUGGUAUAAGUCCACCUGCUGGAGGUCAUCAUGUUAACCAUUCUCUUUUCAACAACAACAACACCAAUCAUGUCGCUCGUAGUCCAGCAGCGGCACUUUCUGUAUCUCCUGUUACUCCGCCAACAUCAAUGAUAAAUCCUCGUACAGCCUUAACCAUUAUAGCUAGCUCGUCUUCUUAUACACCAGCAACAUGCUCAAUAUCUAUGAGCAGCAGCAGCAGCAGCAACAGCGCUACAAAUAGCUUCCGUGCUACACCUUCUGAUAGUUCAACAAUAGAUUUUCCAGUGAAUUCGACCGAUCAACAGACGUUUUUCACGCCACUAUCAAUUUGUGGUUACAACUCGCAACAAAGUACAAGUAGUAACACCGCUGCGCUAGAAGUAGUAGAUCUUGGUGGACCUAGUGCGUCACUAUCUUCCUCGUCUUGGUGUACCUUCGAACAUCCGAACGAUGGCGCUGAGGAUGUCAACGGGCAUCCCAAUACUCUUACCUGUGUUUCAGCGGCUUUGCCGCACAACGGUUCUAGUACCCGUGCUCAUGAUGUGAUGCUGAUGUCGGCUUCAGGUGUAUCGACAACGGGAGGUGAUCGUUCACUUCCAACUGAGGGCCAGGCGUCGAGUAGCAGCGACACUAAUUACACGGUUCGAUGAUUCCCUAAUUAUAAAUAUAUACGUAUAAUGGUACAGCCAGCAGCAGAGGAAGACGAAGAAGGAGACACGGUCACUUACAGAUCAAUGAUAAGUGAACAGGCCAAUGCCUAAAAGAGUUAAUGUUGCGCAACAACAAUGUCUGGUGUAAAGUCAACGAGCAUAAGAUCUAAAGAAGACGAGGUAAUAUGCAAAGGCAGGACUCCUUGUUCCAGAACAUGCAUAAGGAUAACGAGAAGUAUUGCUUUAAAAAGGUUUUUCUUUGCAGACGUACAGCUACUCAUUCGCUCCCUCGCCCUUUCGUCGUUUACAUUAUAAACACUAGGCGGUACUAGAAACAGGAAGCAGAUCGUUAAGGCUUUUUCACCUCCGUACAUGACUACUUCUAAUAGCCCACUAUUACUAUGUAUGACUAGUACUUCCAAGACAAGUCUAACAGUAAGCUCAGACUCAGGAGGUCUUCCAGUUUGAGAUUUUGGUUUUCAGUGAUGUUCGAUCUCGCAACAUUUUGGUGAUGGUAAAGAAGAGUGGAUCAGCAUCGGCCUUCUUCAACUUUCUGACAGGCCGCAAACCGCAAAGGAUUUUGAGCAGAGUUGUGCUGUCAUUCUUCAUCAUUCUGUAGUACGUAUCUUAUAAUUAGUUUACAAGAAUCUUGAUCUUGCAGGUUGACGAGCUGCUUUGCUCCAUGCUCAUGGGUUUUUCUCGUAUCGAUCUGCUGAUGAACCCUGAAUCAUCCGCGGCACCGUUGUGCGCGCACCUAUUACUCAGAUCAUCAUAGGAAAGUAAAACAAGUAUGUUGAAUGGAAAAAAUUGAACUUGAAGAACCCUCCAUGAAGUUUUGAGCAACUCUGAUUCAAAUAGAUAUCCUCUCAGCAUGAUGACCUCAGAUGUUUUCUUGUUCUUUCCUCGAUAGUUCGGGAACCUGCAGUCCUUGGAUUCACUGUGCUCUUCUAUCCGC